CACUGGACUAACUAUCCAUCUCAACCUCAGACUGCCACCACAGAGCAGACAGAUAUUCUCUGUCCUGUCCCCUGUUGCCCAGUGACACGUAGUCCAGUGUCUCAGCACCACCACUUAUCAAGAACACCUGGCUGGUUCCCAAGAAGCCUCCAAUCACAUCCCAGAGAAGUUACAGCAGCCGCAGCCCCCCACACAGUAGAGGUGACACAACUCUUUGUACAAAUAGCUGCAGUUCUUUCCUUUACCUGCUUCCCUGCCCGUUGAAUCAUUUGAAACAUGUUGGUCCCCCUGUUUUUCUUUCUGCUGCUGUCUUCUGUCAGUGCCACAAAGAAAGACAGUGCCCUACCCAGACUGACCGACACCCAAGCUGUUGAGGCCUUCAUCGACUCUGCUGAAGUGGUGGUCAUCGGAUUCCUGGAGGGAGAGGAGACUCGAGGCUUUCAGGAGCUCGUUGCAGCUGCAAAGCAAGUUGACUCAGUCCCUGUAGCCAUUUGCACAGUGAAAGAGGUUUGGGCGGACUACAGCCUCUCCUCAGACACCAUCACCAUUUUCAGAAAGGCUGACAACCACCAGGAGAAUCUUGUUCUUUCUAAGGCCAAGAAGAUAGAAGCUGAUGGUCUUGUAAACUUCAUGACCACCAAUGAGGUCCGAUACAUAACAGAAUACAACCAAGUGACAGCUGUGGGCCUGUUCAACUCAGAGGUGAAGGCACACCUCCUGCUCUUCGCCAACAGAGGAACUAAAGAAUAUACUGAGCUCAAGGAGCGACUGGGAGCCCUGGCCCCUGAGUUCACAGGCAAGUUCCUGUUUGUGCUGAUUAACGGAGGAGUUAAGUCCAACCUCCGGUCACUGGACUACUUUGGCCUCAAGUCUAAGGACCUCCCACGAGUUGGUAUCUAUGAUGGCAACUCUGACAUGAAGUGGCUCCUGCCGGAGGGACAGAUUUCUACUGAACGUGUACGAGACUUCUGCCGGUCCUUCCUACAAGGGGAGCUGAAGGAGGUGAAGCAGGCAGGAGCAGAAACCAAAACAGAGCUCUAGGACUCAUCGAAGGAAUGUAAAUGUAUUCAUAUGUAUUAAAUAAGAUAAAACGGA
Molecule: messenger RNA, 1095 nt
Organism: Scatophagus argus
Lineage: Eukaryota; Metazoa; Chordata; Actinopteri; Scatophagidae
Product: endoplasmic reticulum resident protein 27
Exons: 7
Coding region: 277-1041 (254 amino acids)
Biological process (GO): protein folding; response to endoplasmic reticulum stress
Cellular component (GO): endoplasmic reticulum
Source: RefSeq, a predicted model, not a curated record